AUUUCACUUAUGGAGCAACGUAGGACCAAAAAUAGACCCUCAAUAAUCCCCAAAAUUAAAUCAAAUCAGGAUCGAUUACCCAAAAAGAAGAAGGUUAUUUCAAAGAUGAUCACUAAGGUUCACACAAAGUCUCAGGCCAGCAUUCCCACUUUCUUCAAGAGCAAGGAAAGAAGCUCUGAUUCUAAUAGAAAUUCUGAAAACAAAAGAGCUAGUGUGAAUUCAGGUACUAUUGCAACUACAACGAGUACUAAUAAAUAAGCUUCAGAAUUUCAGUAGCAUUGGAAGCUUGGGAACUUUUGGCAAUAGAAAGAAUAGCAAACAAAACCCCAAAGCUACUAUCAUCUCUGAAAGAGAGACUGCUACAGAGGAGCCUCGUGGUAAAAGCUCCCUUUCACCAGAGUCUGAUUAUAUGAACAUGGAGUCUGCUAGGAAAUCAAAUUUACCUUCCCAGAAUGAAAGCACGACUAAGAAUUUUAAGGACCAUAACCCAACUCAGACCUUCAAACGAGCAGCCUUAGUCCAAGCAAAGGCUGGGACUGCAUCCCAAAAUUAUCUGGACAAGGUUCAUUCUGAGAAGAAGCGUCGGACAAAUCAGUUCGGAUUUCAGCCUAAAAUCUCUCCAAAAUUAGUAAAAACUGGACGUCGGAAAGAAGCCAUUGGCAACAGAAGCCCUGAUGCAAAACCUAUUAAAGAAAGUAGAACUGUCAAAGGCAUGAGGAAGCAGUUGGAAAAACUACAAAAUAAAUACCAUAAGAAGAAUACUCAGAAGAAUUGGAGCAAGUUUAAUACCAAAGCUUCCCAAAUUAUUGAAGAAGAUCUCAGGAACGAAGAAAAGUCACCGCCAAAAGCUCAGAAUAGAAAAUAAAAUGGUGUUGAAGCAGCAAAUGCCAAUAGUUGUAAGAAAGACAGA
Moneuplotes crassus is the source of this 910-nucleotide messenger RNA. The record is from the annotation of a GenBank genome assembly. NCBI's taxonomy places the organism in Eukaryota, Ciliophora, Spirotrichea, Euplotida, Euplotidae.